AUGAAAGAAGCAUACUUGGAUUUUGGUGUGGAGACAGAGUACCAUGAAGGAACAGGAGAACUUCUUUGUGGUCCCCUUUACGAUCUUUUAUCCGCCAAAAUAUUAACCAUAUGUCCUUUUGUCAUUCAACUGAUUCAAGACGAGGAUCCGACUCGAUUACGAGCAUCCAUGCAAACAAGACAUUUGGUAAUGAAAGCAAACCUGCUUCCACAUGAGUUCAUUGGGAUAAAGGUAAUGAUCAAUAGUUGUCCUCAUUUGGAGACUCUCACUUUCCAAAUGGUUGAUCCUAGGCCUGUCUUACCGACGGAUUUUGAUAUCGAAUUCGAUCCAGAAACUUAUUGGGAGUAUCCAAUCAACCAUAGGUGUUUAAAGAAGACGCUCAAAGUUGUGGAGUUGAGGAACUUUAGAGGUGGCUUGUACGAG
Messenger RNA from Arabis nemorensis, 423 nucleotides. Lineage: Eukaryota; Viridiplantae; Streptophyta; Magnoliopsida; Brassicales; Brassicaceae. The record is from the annotation of a GenBank genome assembly.